GCUGGGGUGGAGUAAGGUGUAUAGGCAAAGCCCUGAAGGUGCACCUCGGAAGAGGGUGAUAGGGGUGGAGAGUAGAGUUUUCCGCUUCUAAGUAGGGGGUGGUCCCAGCAGUGGGGAGCUAUGCUGGAUGUGGAAGACAGUGAGAUCUUUGAAAAGCCGACCCGGGGACUCGUGGCCGGCCCAAAUUUGCGGUAUUUUCGGCGUCGCUAUUUCAAUAAGGCCGAAGUGGCCAAGCACAAUACGGCCGACGACCUGUGGGUAACCUACCUGGGCUCUGUGUACAACCUCACCUCUCUAGCCCAGGAGUACAAAGGGAGCGUGCUGAUGAAACCCAUCCUGGAGGCGGCAGGACAGGACAUCAGCCACUGGUUUGACCCCAGUACUAGCGAUAUCCAAACGCACAUAGACCCGCUGACCGGCUGCCUGAAGUACUAUACUCCCAGAGGGCGCUUCGUACACAUCCCUCCGCAGCUGCCCCGCUCCGAUUGGGCCAAUGACUUCGGCCAGCCGUGGUGGAGGCAGUCCAAGUAUGAGGUGGGACUGCUCUCCAGCAAGACCCGGCUCAUUCGGAUCAUCAAUACGCUCACUUCUCAGGAGCACACUCUGGAGGUGGGGGAACUGGAAUCCAUGUGGGAAAUCCUACACCGAUAUCUUCCCUACAAUGCUCAUGCUGCCAGCUACACUUGGAAAUUUAAUGGCGUCAAUCUCGACAUGGACAAGACUCUGGAGCAAAAUGGUAUUGUGGAUGAGGAUCAUGACUUCGAACAACUUAACAUGGAUCCAGAGCUGUAUACACCUGCCUUGUUACUAUACUUCAAUGAUGACCUCACUGAACUAUAAGGAGAUACACAUUUAAUAUGUAGAUUAGAGAGAGAACAGGGUGUAUGGCUCAGUCUCUGUGCCCUGGGGAGAAGCGGGGAGUUUAAACUAGUUUUUCAUCCCACUCUUGAACUCUUAACUCUCAGUUCCUGAUUUCCACCAAGGCUCAUAUCCCUUGGAAACUCAGAAGAGUUUUUCUUAGCCCCCAUUUUAUAUAGCACCCCGAGGAGAUUGGGAUAUUUAUUUUUACUUUCAAAGUAAGAUUAAAUUCACCUAAGCAGCUUCAUUAAUAAGGUGAGAGUACAGAAAAAUUGGGGUCUUCUUUUUUCUGUCCUGUGAAGAGAUACUGAGACAAGCAUUAGGGAAGUGGUAAAAGAAUCUUGCCUCAAAGUGAAUCAUGGAGGCAGAGAGGAAGCAAGCAAGGACCUUAGGAAGAUUCAGAUACAAUAAGAAUUUAUUUUGGUGCACCUCUUUUCUAGGAUAAUGGUGGGAAAUUAAAUUACUAUGGGAUUGGGGAAAGUUCUUGAAGCACUUUGAAACUGUGGAAUCAACAUACGUUUCUUAUGCACCUACUUUUUGAAAUUCACACCAAGUCAUAGGUUACAGAAACAAAAACGAAACAUCUUGCUCUUAACCACCUUACAUUAUUCCACUAAGGGUAAGAAAAAUCAUGUGUCUGCCAUCAUCCAGUGGGUGGGUUCAUGCUUAGUUCAGCUAAAGGUCAUGCAGAAGCACUGAUCUAUUCCACUUAUUCUAUCACUCCAUCAAGUACUAUUAUUCUCUCUGCCUCAUAUACUGAUUAGGCUUGGGCUUUUUUGCAAAGUUGGAUGCUUUCUAGGGCCAAAUUUGAAGUGUAGUCAACCACCCUUCUUAUUUGGAGUCACUAGUAGGAAAAAGAUAAGUCAUUCAGAAACUAGGGGGAAGAAGAGAAGGGAAAAGUUUCAGCUAAGCAGUGGAUGUAGAAAGGAAAUAAAUCCAGAAAUCACCAGGAAAACCUGCAUGCAACUUUGUUCCCUUUUCAUUUAGACUUUCCUUCAGGGACAUGGUGAAGUGGAGCUUUGGAGAAGAGCAGAAGGAAUGUUGAAAAUUUCAUCAUUUAUAGAGAAAUUUGAGAGACUGGCCUAGAAAUUGGGGAAUGUGGUACCGGGAAGGAGAAAUAUUGGAAAAUAUGCUUUAAGAAUGAGAAUGUGCCAGUAGUUGGGGAAUUUAGAGGGACGUGAGAAAGCUAACAGAGGCUGUUUUUCCCAUUGAAAACUUUACAGGAUAGCUUUAACAUGUACAGAAAAGUUUUCUUUCUAGGCUCUUGAAGUAGGAGUCAAAGCAAUUGAGAUAAUGUGAUAUCCUAUGGUGAACUAUGCCCAGAAUCAAGAGUAGAUGAUAUUUAAUUGAUCCAAAGAAGCUUCAGGAUAAGAUGAGAGGACUUCCUCCCAGAAUGGGAGGUUAGUAUCUUCUCUCUGUAUUGGAAAUCCCAUUUGCAUGAGACAUGCAGUAAUUGAUACAGAAGCAUAAGGAGAGCCGGUUCAGUUUCUAUCAGCUUGAUAGUGUUCUUUUAAAUAUUUUUGAGAGGGGGGGGAGAAACAGAGAGUAAAUAAAAAUGUCUGUAUUGUCUUCAACAACCUCUUGAUACUCAUAGAAUCUAUUCUCAGCUCAGAAGCAACACCUAAUCUAUACUACCCAUUCUAUUACUUCAUCAAAUACAAUCCUUACACAUCUUAAGCAUAAGCUAAUAUAGAUUGGACUAGAUUAUAAUUUUGCAUCCCAUCUACCUCAUCCUUACCCCCUCCCUAUACCAUCUAAUAGUUCUGAACACAGUAUUGCGGGCUGGGCACGCUAGGUGCUAUUCUUGUAAUUUAGAUAUGAAAUUUGGUCAAAUGAAUCACUCGUGAAAGCCAUCUAAAAAUUAACAAAAAAGGAGAUUUAUUUAGCUAUGGUUGGAAAUAGACAUUUAAAGCAUUAAAGACAUUCUUCCUGAGGGGAUAUUAAGGAUAUAAUAUUUGAUUCAGCUAAGCAGCACUUUUCUGUGUAAGUGUUUAUCUGAUUAUCCUUUGGUCAGACAACUCAAAGGAGGAGCUCCAAACUCUAGAAUCCUGGCUGUUUUGUACUCAACUGCUCAGGAAUAAUCAAGUCUUGGUGGAGGUCUUCAGUCAUCGCUGAUUCUGAGACCCCAUUUGGGGUUUCUUGGUAAAAAUAAUUGAUGUGGUUUCCAUUUCCCUCUCCAAUUUAUUUUACAGAUUUACAGAGCUGCCUCGGAAAUCCAGGCAAACAAUAUUAAGUGAAUGAUCCAGGGUCACCAUAACUAGUAAAAUGAUUGAAACCAGAUUUGAAAUUGAAUCUUUCUGACUCCAGAUCCAAGCUCUAUCUACUUUACCAUCUAACUGCCUAAAGUCUUAGUACCCUGGGCCAAAUCUAGAUGCGGUACCAUUUUGUGUGUGUGAGAUAAUUGGUGUUAAGUGACUUAUCCAGGGUCACACAGUUGGAAGUGGUAAGUGACUGAGACCAAAUUUGAAUUCAGGUCCUCCUGACUUCAGGGCUGGUGCUCUAUCCACUGUGCUAUCUAGCUGCCCCUAUUCAGUACCUUUUAAUGAAACAUUAAUUUAACUUGCUUAGAAAGUAGGGACUUUAGAAUAUAUUGCUCAAUAAGUGAUUUCUAAUAAAUGAAUAUAAAAUUGGGAAUUGGAAAAAUGGAGAUAAAAAUGAGGAAUGGAUUCUCUUUUCAAUGUACAUUCCAAUUUCUUCUAUUUAUAUAUUUCUUUACCACUGUCAGGGAUACCCUCCCCCAAAAUAAAAGUGAACUUCAAGGGCAAUCUGCCUGUCAUUGCCUUUCUAUGUCCACCAGAUGGAGACUCUCCUCUGAGGCUGGAGGAAGGAAAAAAAAAAAAAACCUCCCAAGAACUCAAUUUUUAUAAGUUUGGAAUACAAGGAGGAAAACAUCAGAGAAGGAAUGUGUGUGUUGGGGGCUCAGAAAAGGAGUUUGGCCAUGAAAUCCAAGAUACCAAGGUUUAUGGGUAAUACAACUUAAAAUGGAUGCAUUUGCUAAAAAAAAAAAUUAAUGAAUGCCCAGUAUGUACAAGACACUGCACUAAAGAGUUAUUAAAGAUGAAAUAAAAAAUUAAAAACCAACAGUCUCAUUAUGGGAAAACAAGAUGUAUGUACUAGUGGAAAGGGCAUUCGAUUUAUUUUCUGCCUGUGGGUUACUUCUCAGCCUUAGUUUCCUCAUAUAAAAUGAAGAAGUUGAAUGUCACUAUAAGUUCUUCCAGAAGAGGGAAAACAUUUUAUGAAUAAUGCCGAUAAAUCUCACCUGUGGGGAAAUAAACAAGCAGCAACAAAUUGUUAAAUGACAGAUGAGCAGUACAAACUGAGUUUUCAGACUUAAUUGUCAUGCCUUUAGCUAGCAGAGAUCAUUGCGGGGAAAGGGAGAGUGAGUGUGGGGAGGGACAUGAGCACCAGUGAACCUGCCAUUAGGAGAAUAAAUAAGACAAAGUGAGAUCCUUGGAAGUCCACACCAACAGCAACAAGAUAGUUGGAGAGUACACAUUAGCAAGGAAGGUAAACUUGUGUAUAAAGAUUGUUUCAUUCAUCCCUAGUGUUUAGUCAGUAGUAAUAGCUUAAUACUUGAUUAAUAGUUUUUUACAUUGUACAAUGGAGCUGUAAAAAUGGGCUUCUCCCUUUUCAUUCAAUUAAGGGAAUUGCAAGAAAAGGGAGAGUUUAAAAUAAAGCUGCAGGGAUAACCCUAGCCAAUUACAGAUUUUUAGCCUUAUGGAAUGUAUCUUUUUUUUUUUUUUUCUUUCUAAACAUUUAUCCAUUAGUAUGUGAUAGAAUCAUAGAUUGGGAGCUGGAAUGUACCUUUGAAAUCAACUAGUCCAUUGGACUCCUAAAAGAGGUGAGAAAACUGAGACCCAGAGAAAUUGAAUAAUUUGCCCAAGGUGUCAGAUAAUAAAGUAGUAAAGAUCAAAAAAGAUGAGACUAAGGCUUGUAUAGAAAUACUGAUGAAGACUUAGCUGAAGGACAAAUUUCUGGUGAGAGCCUCUAUCUGGUGAUCAUGCCUAUGAGUAAAGGGUAUUGGGAAACAAUUAGCAUUUUUCUUAAAGGAAUUCAGUUUUCCUUUUAAUCUCCAUUAUACAAUGAAAUGUCUUCUUCAAUGGAAAAUGUAAUCUUUAAAAUGCUAAAAUGGGACAAGUUUUAAAAAAUGUUUUCAAGGAAAACGAACAAAAACUAAUAUUCAAAGUAAUAAUAAUAAUACUGCACUGAUACUAAUAUGGUAUUUUUAUGAAGUUAAUUUCAUCAGUGUGAGUGCUUUCAGCUAUACAGCUCAAAACCCAACUACGCCUACAUAUCUUGUGUGACUUAAAUACAAAAGAGGACAUAUCUACUAUAAAAAAUAAA
Molecule: messenger RNA, 5202 nt
Organism: Sarcophilus harrisii (Tasmanian devil)
Lineage: Eukaryota; Metazoa; Chordata; Mammalia; Dasyuromorphia; Dasyuridae
Product: cytochrome b5 domain-containing protein 1
Exons: 4
Coding region: 121-840 (239 amino acids)
Source: RefSeq, a predicted model, not a curated record